Oldenlandia corymbosa var. corymbosa is the source of this 2633-nucleotide messenger RNA. The record is from the annotation of a GenBank genome assembly. Lineage: Eukaryota; Viridiplantae; Streptophyta; Magnoliopsida; Gentianales; Rubiaceae.
UUACUAACAAAAGAAAAAGAAGAGCAAACUCUUGUGUUUAUAAUACCGAAACUGUACUGCGUACAUCGCACAUUACCUUGAUAUUUUUACUUAUCCGUGACAAUAUAAUAAAUAUGACUCUUUUAUUGAUAUGGACGAAAUCUCCCGCCUAUCAAAUUUAGAUGUUACCACCUAAUUUUAGGCAAAAUAACUACAUGGAAGAGUCAUUUACUAGCCAACUCGGUCAGAAAGUAGGAAGACCAAUUAAUUAGAAACAAUGGAAUAUGCUGAGAAUUUCUUUUUUUCACCUAUGCAAAGUACUCUUUAGUUAUACUUUCCCUAGCCGUGACUUCAUCAUGCAAAGCAUAUGCUCUCUAAUUAUUCUAAUCUUUCACUAACCCCUUAUAUAUAAAACCUUCCUCAUGUUUUGAUCCUGCAUCACAUUCUAAUCUUUCACCCAAUUUUUUAAUACACAACGCCCAAUUUUAUACUAUUUACUUUUCAAGAAAUCUCCUUUUUGGACACUUCCAUAGGUUUUUCCUUCUCAAAAUUUCUGGGAAGUUCGUGAUGAAGUUUGGGAAGAGACUUAAGCAGCAGAUUGAGGAAACCUUGCCAGGAUGGAAAGACAAGUAUUUGUCGUACAAGGAUUUGAAGAGGCUGGUGAGACUGAUUUCAUCGGCGCCAACAACGAUGUUGAAUGAAUCAUUUGAGUAUGGAAAAGCAAAGGAAGAGUUUGUGGUGUUGCUGAACAAUGAGAUCGACAAGUUCAACGCAUUUUUCAUGGAACAAGAAGAAGAUUUCAUCAUCCGCCACAAGGAAUUGCAGCAGAGGAUCCAAAAGAUGAUUGUUGAGACAAGAUAUGUUCCGCCAUCAUCAAUAGGGUUGGAUCACACUGAAGAAAUGAGAGAAAUCAGAAAAGACAUUGUGGAUUUCCAUGGCGAAAUGGUGCUCCUCAUCAACUAUAGCAACAUUAAUUAUACUGGGUUGGCUAAGAUACUGAAGAAAUAUGACAAAAGAACUGGAGGAUUGCUUCGACUGCUGUUCAUCCAAAAGGUAAUCGAGCAGCCAUUCUUCACGACGGAUCUCAUUUCAAAGCUAAUCAGAGAAUGUGAAACGGCCAUAGAUUUGUUAUUCCCAGUGGCCCAAGAAGAUGGAACUCAUCUGGCCAGACCAAGAAAUACAGCUUUAACCAUAGCCAGCGAAGGGAUUUUUCGCAACACGGUGGCGGCCCUGAUGACCAUGCAAGAAAUCAGAAGAGGCAGUUCUACCUAUGGCCAUUUUUCAUUGCCUCCUCUCAACUUGCCAGAUUCUGAUAUCAUUCAAUCUCUGCAACUUACUUCACCUAUACUCAUUCCUUGAGAUAUUUCUAGCGAAUUAGGUGAUCACGUAAUUAAGCUAUUGUUACUACUCUCCCAGUCCCAAAAUGAUCAAUCUUUUGUAUUAGUCUUUUACUAUUGUAUGAACUAUCUGCUGCUCAUUUAACCUUUGCUAAAACCAUCAUUUUGUUAUCAUAUCAACCUGCCCAAACAUCUACGGAUUGGCUAAAUUCCGACAUAGUAAUAACCAAAACUUGACAAAAAUCUAGCAGGUUGACUAAGUAGGAUAAAACAAAGCUAAUACAGUAGCAAUAAACAUAAUUAUCAAGUUUAAUUUAUGUCUAAAGAAAGGAAAACACAGAAGUACUGAUAAGAGGCUGAGAGCCUUAAAUUAAGAUAAGAGAUCAAAAAAACUUGAAAGAGUAAUAACAACUCUGCUACCUAAGAAAGCCUCUGAGCUUGUUCCUUGGCAAGAAUCUUCUCCUUAGCCUUGGUCUUAGCUUGGGAUUUUGAUCCCAUGAUUCCACCUCCCCACUUCUUCCUGUUUUCCUCGAACUUGUCAUUGAAGUUGGCCUUAAUUCCCUCCAAGAUCCUGCUGAACUCCAAUUUAUCCUCAUUCUUAACAGAGGUCAAGCAAAGAACCGACGCAGUCUUCUUGUGAACAAUGCUGCCCAACCUAGCUUUCCCCUUCACGAUACAGUAUGGGAUUUCCAUCUUCCUGCACAACGCCGGAAGCCAAACAACCAACUCAAUCGGAUCAACAUCAUGAGCAAUAACCACCAGCUGCGCCUUGUUCUGCUCCACAAGAUAAGUAACAUGUUUCAACCCAUAUUUGACCACAAUCGGCUUCUUAGCAUCAGACCCAGAAGAAGUUUUCCCUUCAGCCUCAGCUUGUGCCCUCUUGAGAAGCCGUUCCUUCUUCGCAGCCCUGUCCUCCGGCCGGUACUUAAGCAGCAUCUUAAACAGAUUGGUGGCGAGGUUUUUGUCUAGGGUUUUAGAGAACUGGUUGAGAGACGGCGGGACCUUGAGACGCUGCCUGAGAACCCGCUUCUUCCUCUGAAUCCUCACGCUCAGCGGCCAUUUCACGAACCUUGUCAGAUCCCUCUUCGGGGGCAAGGCUCCUCCGAUCCCGAACUGCUUCGGCCUUUUCUCGAACAAUGGAUUCACCACCUUCUCGGUCUUCUUCUUGGCCACGGCAGACGGUGCCUUCACUCCCCUCUUUGGUGCCAUUGAUUUCGCCGGCGCUAACUCUCAGUAUGCUGCAACUCUGAAUGGAAACGGCCGUAAAAGAAGAUGACCUAAAUUAAAGGUGGAAAUGUGGAAGGGUUUUUAUAUAUG